AUGGAGAGUGCGCUUAUGCUGCCUGGAGACACUCUGCCUGGCGCCGCAUUAACUGGAACUUCAAUCAAACUUGGUCCUGGGUUGCAACAGUCGCGGGGUGGAAGGGCCGAUGGCGCCUUGUCAGUUAGUGCGGUUAGCCCUGGUGUUCUUCGACAUGCAACAAAAGGAAAUAAAUGGUGGAUUGAUCGUAGGGCAAGCAGAUAUUCGCCCGCAGCUCAAGAGUCUGUUAUAGGCUAUAUAACCUACCGUAGCCAAGACAUGUACCGAGUAGACAUCGGUUCAGCCCACCCAGCCACCUUGGAUGCUUUGGCGUUCGAAGGAGCGACCAAGCGAAACAAACCCAACCUCAAAGUUGGUGCCGUUGUGUAUGCACGAGUUUCAUUGGCGCAUAAAGAUAUGGAGCCAGAGUUGGAGUGCUUCGAUGCCGCUACUCACAAGUCAGAUGGUUUUGGAGAACUUAAAGAUGGAUACAUUGUCAGUUGCAACCUAGCAACUUGUCGUGCCCUUCUCGACCGCAGCCACUAUCUCUUGCCUCUUCUUGGCGCGCGCGUUCCCCUAGAAAUUGCGAUUGGUGUCAACGGGCGUGUUUGGAUAUCCUCUGACACACCACACAACACUAUUCUUAUUUCGCGAUGCAUCCAGUUGUUUGACGAGGAAGAUGUUGAUGAAAGUGUCAUGCGCAACUUCAUCAAUGACAAUCUGUCUUCGCGUUGA
This is a messenger RNA of Rhizoctonia solani, 714 nucleotides long. RefSeq names its product exosome complex component RRP40. Gene Ontology annotation, biological process: poly(A)-dependent snoRNA 3'-end processing; nuclear polyadenylation-dependent rRNA catabolic process; U4 snRNA 3'-end processing. The transcript is spliced from 4 exons. The record is from RefSeq and is a predicted model, not a curated record. Gene Ontology annotation, cellular component: cytoplasmic exosome (RNase complex); nuclear exosome (RNase complex). Gene Ontology annotation, molecular function: RNA binding. Bases 1 to 714 code for a protein of 237 amino acids. Lineage: Eukaryota; Fungi; Basidiomycota; Agaricomycetes; Cantharellales; Ceratobasidiaceae.